AUAUCGCAGACUGUGAGACCAUUAGCAGCAGCAGCAGCAGUAGCAGCGAGCGAAGAGAUUACAUUAGUGGUGUAUAAUAGGGGAUCAUCGCGUAUAAUUUCGCCCAAGGUUUUCCUUCCUUCCAAUUCGUUUCAAUUGCAAAAGUGCAUUUACUGGCCGUGGUGAAGUGUAGCGAUCAAUCUGUGUAUGCGCUAAAUAAGCCUGCUGUUAUUUGGAAUUAAGGCAUCUCCGAGUCGAGACGAUUUGUUUUGGGUGUUGACGAAAGAAAACAGAAGUUGCUAAACCAAAAUGCAGGCCAUCAAGUGUGUUGUGGUUGGAGAUGGUGCCGUGGGUAAAACCUGUCUGCUGAUCAGUUACACGACCAACGCGUUCCCAGGAGAGUACAUUCCGACCGUUUUCGACAAUUACUCGGCCAAUGUGAUGGUGGAUGGAAAACCGAUCAAUUUGGGCCUGUGGGAUACCGCCGGACAGGAAGAUUACGAUCGGCUGCGGCCACUGUCAUAUCCCCAGACGGACGUGUUUCUCAUAUGCUUCUCGCUGGUCAAUCCAGCAUCGUUCGAGAAUGUACGAGCGAAGUGGUAUCCGGAAGUGCGUCAUCAUUGUCCGAACAUACCGAUCAUUUUGGUCGGGACGAAACUCGAUCUCCGAGAUGACAAAAACACCGUGGACAAGCUGCGUGACAAAAAACUUUCUCCGAUCACCUAUCCCCAGGGACUGGCCAUGGCUAAGGAAAUCGGUGCGGUGAAGUAUUUGGAGUGUUCUGCUCUGACCCAGAAGGGUCUCAAAACGGUUUUCGACGAGGCGAUCCGAGCCGUCCUCUGUCCCAUCAUACCGGUGAAAAACAAACGUAAAUGUUCCAUUCUCUAAGCAUGAAAGUUCCGGUCCAAGUAUAUUCCUCCCAUUUGCAAACCGUCGCAGCAAACAGAUUAUCCUUUGAAAAUAUCCCACUAAAAUUGUCCUUCCUCUGCAAUCAACACACAAACAAACAAAACAAAACAUUCGUUUGACUGCUUCCCCUCUGUCUCUGUGCGAAGAUGAACAUAAAAAAGGCAGCAAUUUCUCGCAUUUUUUGAACAUUAAGUAAAUUGUAAAGUAAAUUGUUGACCGUGACCAUUGGCUGUAGGGUCAGAUUCAAUGAAAACCAAUAGAGUAAAGUAGCUAUUAGAGAAGAUACAAACAAAAGUGUAAUAAUCGGUCGCGGAAAGGAAAAGCCAAGUUGAAACCGAGAAAAAAUGCCGAAGCUGAGAUGAACAUCCGCAGUAGCAAUAGUCGUAAACAGCAGUAGCAGUGCCCGUGGAAGAAGAUACAACAUUUUGAGACCAGCCCACGAAUGAUUGCAGCAGCGACAGUUUGUACAUAGAUACACACUCAGAGACAGAGAGAGUGAAAACGAGGUUGAUUAAAUGGAAAGAUUCACCGUUAUUUAAAGGCACACACAGACCAAAAAACCGCACUCUAAGCAAAGUGAAAAAUAGAAGAUAUAGCUUACUACAACGGCGCACUUUGUGCGCUCUCACUCUCUUCUUUGUUGAUUCUAUUUCCGCCACCCACCUUUGUCCCAUAGUGGUUCCUCGACUGCACAAAUCACGACCGGGGAACAAACCAUGAAGACGAUGCCAGUCUCCAACAGUCACGUAAGCACACGAAGAUUUGAAACUGAGAACAGUUUUGUACAAUCCAAAAAGGUGACCGUCAUUUUCUGUUGAUUAUUUUUUUUUAUUUUUUACUGGCACACGGGGCGGGAUUCUGGAAAUUUGGCGUUCAAAACUAGGAGGGGUGAAUUUACGAAUGUGAGGAAUGAAACCGCGUGACUGCGAAUGUGAGGGAAGAAAUAAUUACUAUGAUCAAAACAAGUAACUGUUUUAGAAGCCAACAGAUCCAAAACGAUGAGCGAUUUGAUAGAUGUUUAUUUUGUUUUCUUUUUGCGCUUUUGUGCGUUACAAAAGUGAAGAUAUUUAGUUUGUUUAGUUUGAUUUUUCGAAACGAAAAGUAAAAAAAAAGGGAAAAAGGAAAAUUUGUACCGAAUCGAAGGGGGAAAGAAGAGGAUAGGGAAAAAUAUCAACGGGAUGGAAGCAUUGUCUUGUCUAGUGUAAAGUUUGUUUUACAGCUAAUCCAUUAAUCAAAGAAGCGUGUAAGGAUAGAAGUUCUACUAAACGAAGCAACGUAACGCUAGCAGAAAAGAAGCAUAAUUAAACACAGAUUAACACACACACACACGAACACACACUCACAUAGUAUAUACGUUUACUGUAGUGAUUACUGAUUAAAUGUUGUAACUUGAGAUUCUUCUGUUCUAGCAGUGUUAAUUUCUAAAGUGAAUGUUUAACCACUUAUUUGGGGAACUUUAUUUUGUGUAGCGCAAUUGACGCUGCUGUAAAGGAGAGAAGCAAACAAUUGAUCAAAACAUACGAACGAAUCGUUUUUCGUUUUGAUUUCCUUCUUGAAAUGCGAGAGAGAGAGAUAUUGUAUCCUUUGUCGAAGUACAGACCCUAAUUCGGCCCUUAGAUGUUUUAACAGGAUGAAAAGAUAACGAAGAAUUAAAAAAAAAUGUUUACAGAACCUGUCGUGUAUUAGUAACAAGAGAUGAUGGAUAAAUUUAUUGAUAUAACAUUUUUAAUGAGUAUAAAUAUUACUAUUAUUAUUAAAUAAUAAUUAAACACAGAUAAUAAAAGUCAGAGAGAAAAAAAACAGCCCACGAAGAAAAG
Molecule: messenger RNA, 2705 nt
Organism: Toxorhynchites rutilus septentrionalis
Lineage: Eukaryota; Metazoa; Arthropoda; Insecta; Diptera; Culicidae
Product: ras-related protein Rac1
Exons: 3
Coding region: 289-867 (192 amino acids)
Biological process (GO): establishment or maintenance of cell polarity; regulation of cell shape; cortical cytoskeleton organization
Cellular component (GO): cytoplasmic vesicle; cell projection; cell cortex
Molecular function (GO): protein kinase binding; GTP binding; GTPase activity
Source: RefSeq, a predicted model, not a curated record